Molecule: messenger RNA, 2939 nt
Organism: Schistocerca nitens (vagrant locust)
Lineage: Eukaryota; Metazoa; Arthropoda; Insecta; Orthoptera; Acrididae
Product: venom carboxylesterase-6-like
Exons: 13
Coding region: 1-2289 (762 amino acids)
Molecular function (GO): hydrolase activity
Source: RefSeq, a predicted model, not a curated record
AUGCUUCUGGCGGAUGCAGCAGAUGACGCAGCCUACUGCCCGAUUGGAAGGUAUUGGUUCCUUAGCAGCGUCUGCGACCUGUGGCGACAGGUGGGCCGCAUCAGCCGUGCAGCAACACCGCUCGCAGAGCAGGGCUAUAGAAUGACACAUGAUUCAUGCAGAGAAACAGAAUACCAGGGAGAGGCAUCACCGCAACCAGAGUGGAGCAAACUGAACAACUCCGCCCCACGUUUUUGGAAAUCAAAAUUAAGUCGUGUGGGCCUGCCCUACAGUUGGAAAUGUGACCCUCAGCUCCUUCAUCCCACACGAUCGGCGCAGCCACAGAUUCCUAGUGAUUCUCUGGCAGCAGGUAUGAGUACACCAGUCAAGGUGCCCCGCUCUCAAGACAAGAACCAGCAGCCACAGGCUAUGGGCCAAAGAAAAGUAUGCUCUUCUUUGUCCCCAGAAGAUAAAAUGGAGAAAUCUUCACAGAAAUUGAAGUCUCAGAAGAAUAAGAAGGAUAAACAGAAAGCCAGCCAGGCGCAGCUUCACCGCGCAGACGUCGUCCAGCCAACAGCCAUGUUGUCGCUGCUGCUGUGUCUUCUGGUGGCGACUCCGUGGACGCCGGCGUCUGGCGUCGCGACGACGGAGGAGCGGCCGGUGGUGCGCGUGGGGCAGGGCGCGCUGCGCGGCAUCUCCCUGCGCUCGGCGUCCGGCCGGCCCUUCUACGGCUUCCGCGGGGUGCCCUACGCGCGGCCCCCCGUCGGCAAGAGGCGCUUCAAGGAGCCUGAACCACCCAAACCAUGGCCAGGGGUCUGGGAUGCUAUGCAUUAUGGUAGUCCGUGCAUCCAGUAUGUGUUCGUGCAUAGCUCUAGUGACACACCUGUGGUUGGUGAAGAGGACUGUCUGCACCUCAACAUCUUCACACCAAAGUUGCCUACACCAAAUGGAGUAUCUCCCUUAUUAGAUGUUUUUGUGUUUAUUCAUGGAGGAGGCUUUAUGAGUGGUUCUGGAAGAUACUUUGGACCUGAGUAUCUACUGGAUCAUGAAGUUAUUGUAGUAACCAUCAACUACCGGUUAGGUAUUCUUGGUUUCCUGAGUACAGAAGAUGAGCAACUACCAGGAAACAAUGGACUAAAAGAUCAGUCCAUGGCCUUCCGCUGGAUACAAGCAAAUAUUGCAUCCUUUGGAGGAAAUCCAGCUAGUAUUACAAUAGCAGGUUCUUCAGCUGGAGCAGCUAGUGUGCAUUUUCAUUAUCUUUCUUCCUGGUCCAGAGGUUUGUUUCAGAGGGGUAUGUCAUUUAGUGGGUCAGCCCUAGUUCCAUGGGCAAUUGCAGAAGGUCAGCGAGAAAAAGCUGACAAACUUGCUAGUCUUGUGGGAUGUAAAACACAUUCCUCUAAAGAAAUACUGGAGUGUUUAAGAGCUAGACCAGCAAGGCAAUUAGUUGAGAUGACACAACAUUUUCAGAUGUGGCGAUACAAUCCCUUUACCCCAUUUGGACCAACUGUUGAAACAGCAGGAAGCACCCCAUUUUUGGCUAAACAGCCAGUGGAACUCAUGGCUGAAGGUUCUAUUCAAGAUUUGCCUUGGGUCACCAGUGUUACAACAGAAGAAGGUGUUUAUCCAGCAGGAGAUUUUGUAACUAAUGAAGAUCUUAUGGAAGAGCUCAACAAGCGUUUUGUGGAACUUUCACCUUUUCUUCUGGACUACAAUUAUACAGCACCACAGAUGUUACACCAAAAAAUUGGAAGAGAAGUGCUACAGUUCUAUGUUGGUGAACAGCCCUUAUCAACAAAUACUGCUGAUGAGAUAGUACAGCUGUUUAGUGACCGGAUGUUUGUGGUAGAUGUUGAGCGUGCAGCACGGAUGCAAGCUGCUGUCAACACUGCUCCAGUAUACUUUUAUGUUUUUAGCUACAGAGGAAAACACAGUUUUUCUGAAGUAAUGGCAGGAAAUGAUGUUGACCUGGGUGUCAGUCAUGUUGAUGACAUGGGCUAUAUUAUGAGGAUGGAUGAAAAACAUGGCUUGAAAGUUCUUGAAGCAGAGGAAGACAGAAAAGUAGUGGAGUUAAUGGUUGACAUAACACUCCAUUUUGUUAAUAGUGGGGAUCCAGCAUCAAAAAAGAGAAACAUCACUUGGCCAGCUGUGAGAGGAAAUGCUAAGGAUAUUGACUAUCUGCAAAUUUCUGGAUACAGUGACACUGCAGCAGCAACAAAUUAUGAUCUUGGGAAUCGAGAGUUCUGGGAUUCCUUAGGAAUUUUGGAACCACAAAUGCUGAUCAAAAAAGAACACAAAAUAGAUGAACUCUAAUAGAUAAAUUGAUGUGAAUGUUCAGUGGUAAUCAUCAACUGUCCUCAGAUAUUGUAAAUUGAAUAUCUCCACCUAGCAGCUACAGAUGAAUUAUCUUGUUUGCAAAGAAGAGCACUAAAUGUAGAAUGUGUUAUCCAGGCUACUUCAUGAAACUGAAAAACUCCUGUUCACAUCAGUAGGUCUAUUUUUGCAAAUAUUAAACAGUAUAUGGUUAUGAUGCUGACAAACAAUAGAAAUGUGAGGAAAAUGUUUUUCCCUCUAUGUAGAAUAUUAUGAAGAUUCUUUUUACAAACAAACUUACAUGUUUAUUGUAAUUUUUAUGAAUAUUGCCCUGAAACACAAAUAUGGUUGUAUUUCACUGCUUAUUGUUACUGUUUAUUUAUUUUGAUUAUCCAGUUCACACAUUGUAUGUCAUUAAUAUUUUGGAUAUUUUUAAUCUCCUUGCAAAUUACUUGUGGUGUUAAUGUCUCAGUAUUUGGUACAAAUAAGACACUAUUCCUAUUAGUGAAGUUAUCAAGAAUGCUUGAGUUUUUAAAAGUUUUCAUUAUUAUUUCUUGAAGGAUCUGCAUUUCAAAUUACUCAUGUCUGGCUGUAAUCCAUGAGUUAGUCCCUAAACAAUUUGUAUGUUAAUAUAUUCAUUGUCCGUGGAA